GUGUACGUAGUCGAGUACUUUUAUAACUAAGUUGAAUUAAUUUUAGUACAUAUAUUUUAUAUACAAAACCAUAACUUAUCGAAGCUAUCAAGUCCUACUUCCUUAUAAAACACUUGAAAUGGAAAAAAAUGAAAGUGAAAAGCCGGUAAAGCUAAUGCGAUUCAAACGAUACCAUUGUCAUACGUGUGGUGUUUUUACUAACUCCGCUAAUCAAUAUACACAGCAUUUGGAAGGAAUCCGGCAUAAACAGCGACUAAUAAGCAAAUCUGCGGAGAGCGACUCAAACUAUGUUAGUUCUGAUGAUGGCUGCAAUUCCAGUUUUUAUAUUCCUGCCCUGUUUAUAACUUUAUUUACUAGUUUUACGUUCUUUUAUAUUUGUGAGAUGUUAUUGGGUAACUGUAAAUAAUUAUAAUAAAGUAUCUCAUUAACGACGUCUUAAAUUUCGCGCCAUAAUUUUAAUUGGUGGAGAAGUCGUCCCCAAGCGUUCACGGCUUCUAUGCGCACGAACGAACGCGCAGAACAAUGAGGUAGCAGCCAUUUUAUGUCGCUGGCUAAGAAAAACAUAAUUCGAAUGGCCAAUCUUAUCGGAAUUGUGUAAUUAGUGUUCUAAUUUAUGUGUUUCUGCACACGCCACUUUUGUUAGACGUUUCUUCAUAUAAGUGGGGCAGGGUAGCCGCGAUGGGGUGCAGCAGGCACCAUUAGCUUUCCAGCGCAUUGGGGCGUGGGGGGCGUGGCACGGGGCGUGGGCGUCCCCGUGCCGCCCCCCGGCGACCUCCUGGCCACCAUCUCCAUGUUCGAGCAGCAGAUUAAAGCUGAGCCUAUGAGUUUCUACACAUCACAUUCACAUAUAAACACCGGUCCGCCUACAAUAGUCCGUUCAGAUUCACAUGGCAUCAUUAUGAACCAGCACCUUCCCCAAGAGGACUCCAAAGACAGCCUCAUACAACACCAAGUACACCAACAGGAGCUGCUGGAACAGCACCAACAGGAUAUGCAACAUGAACAGGAUGAUGAUGUUGAUAAUCUAAGUUUCAAAGGUAUGGACGAUGAAGGUGUUGAAAUGGACAUGGACGCACGGCAAUGUUCUCAGGGUAUGGGUGUCGAUAUGGGUUCGGUUCAGACGAAGAUGGAAGUGUCUAACGGUCAAGGUGUACCACGAUCUAAACCUCAAGCUUGUAAGGUUUGCGGGAAAGUGUUGUCAUCGGCGUCUUCGUAUUAUGUCCACAUGAAACUACACUCUGGCAACAAACCUUUUCAGUGCACGGUAUGUGACGCAGCGUUCUGCCGCAAGCCAUACUUAGAAGUGCACAUGCGCACGCACACAGGAGAAAGACCUUUCCAAUGCGAUCUAUGUCUCAAGAGAUUUACGCAGAAGUCCAGUCUCAAUACGCACAAACGUGUACACACCGAUGAGCACCUUCGCGCAUUGAUGGUGAAGGAGCGGCCCUACAAGUGUGACCUCUGUCAGAUGCGCUUCACGCAGAGCUCCAGCCUCAACCGCCACAAGAAAAUACACACGGAGGAGCACAGACGAGCCCUGUUAGAGAAAGUGCGGCCGUACCAGUGCCACAUCUGUUUUAUGCGCUUCACUCAGAAGUCCAGCCUUGGCCGACAUGGAAAGAUACACACGGAGGAGCACAUCCAAUCGCUGAUCAACAAAGUGCGCCCCUAUCAAUGCGACAUCUGUGACAAGCGCUUCACUCAGAAGUCCAGCCUGGGCACUCAUAAACGUAUACACACCGGCGAGCGGCCCUUCCAGUGCACCGUCUGCCUCAAGUCCUUCACGCAGAAGUGCGCGCUCAAUUUGCACGAAAAAAUACAUACGGGCGAGCGGCCCUAUCAGUGCGACGCGUGUCUGAAGCGCUUCACGCAGAAGUCCAGCCUCAAUAUCCAUAGACGGACGCACACAGUCCAGGGCAGACCGUUCCAGUGCCUGUCGUGUCCCGCGGCCUUCACCUGCAAGCAAUACCUGGAGAUUCACACGCGGACGCACACGGGUGAGCGGCCGUAUCAGUGCGACAUCUGCCUGAAGCGCUUCACGCAGAAGUCGAGUCUCAACAUUCACAAGCGGACGCACUCAGACCGGCAUACAGUGCAGGGCCGGCCCUUCCAGUGUCUGCAGUGUCCGGCGGCCUUCACUUGCAAGCAGUAUCUGGAGAUCCACAAUCGAACGCACACGGGCGAGCGGCCCUACCAGUGCGACGUGUGCCUCAAGAGAUUCGCGCAAAAGUCUACGCUGAACAUACACAAAAGAACGCACACGGUGCAAGGGCGGCCGUAUCAGUGCAUGGAGUGCCCGGCGGCGUUCACUUGCAAGCCCUACCUGGAAAUACACAUGCGCACGCACACUGGCGAGCGGCCCUUCGAGUGCGAUGUCUGUUACAAACGCUUCACGCAGAAAUCUACCCUCAACAUUCACAAGCGCAUUCAUACCGGGGAACGCCCCUACGCAUGUGAUAUAUGUCAGAAAAGAUUCGCUGUGAAGAGUUAUGUUACGGCUCACAGGUGGUCGCACGUAGCGGACAAGCCGCUGAGUUGCGAGCGUUGUUCAAUGACAUUCACGUCCAAGUCUCAAUUCGCGUUGCACAUUCGUACGCACGCGGCCGGACCUUGCUACGAGUGUAGCGUGUGCGGUCGCACGUUUGUACGGGACAGCUAUCUAAUACGUCAUCACAAUCGCGUGCACCGCGACAGCCACAGUAAUAUGUCUGCUAAUAGUGGCGUUAUAAGCAACGCUGGUGGGGCAGGAAAUUCAGGCAACUAUGACUCUCCUGGCGUCUGCGAUUUGAGCUUUGUCCCUAUGGUGAACCGUUACCUGACGUCACAAGGCACACAAGUCUCGCUUGACGGCACAACAAAGAUGUCAGCCAUGUCACCACAGUCCAUCGCUUCUAUUUCGUCCCCCCCUCCGUCGCACACGCCUACCCCCCAGCCACAACAGAUGACGUCAGGGAUGCGACUAUCGGACUGAUCCCUUCUGCAUAUAGCUCUCGAUUAAGGUCCAUAGCCGCAAGUGCAAUAAGGCCAGGAGCAGCUACACACACUUAUUAUAUUAUAUUUAUUUAUACAUUAUGUAUGUAUGGUCGGCCGUCACUCGUUAACGGAUGGAGAGGAUCCCUCGGGCCGAGCACGUGUCGGGUUUAGUCAGUAGGGCUGCUACGUUUUACUUUAUUCCUUUAACCAACUUCAUAAAAGGUUUAGUUAGUGAUACAUGUAUGUCAUAGAAUUGAAUUUUAAAAAUUCUGUAAUGUGAUCUUUUUAUGUACGUUUUUCUACGAUAAUGUCGAGGUUAUUCAGAAUUAGUGGAUAAUAAGUUUCAAAA
Messenger RNA from Pieris rapae (cabbage white), 3322 nucleotides. Its product is annotated as zinc finger protein OZF. Gene Ontology annotation, cellular component: nucleus. Gene Ontology annotation, molecular function: DNA-binding transcription activator activity, RNA polymerase II-specific; RNA polymerase II cis-regulatory region sequence-specific DNA binding. Lineage: Eukaryota; Metazoa; Arthropoda; Insecta; Lepidoptera; Pieridae. The coding region runs from base 791 to 2971 and encodes 726 amino acids. Gene Ontology annotation, biological process: negative regulation of transcription by RNA polymerase II; regulation of immune system process; regulation of cytokine production. The transcript is spliced from 21 exons. The record is from RefSeq and is a predicted model, not a curated record.